AUGCCUCAACGACCUUUUCAAGGUUCCCAAAGUCGAUGUUCACGUGAAAAAGACUUGGAAAUGACAAUUAAAAAAGAAUUUUAUAAUGCUAUAGAUCGUCGACUUGAUAGAGUUGUACGUGGUGCACUUGAUAGAGAAUGUCAAGAAGGAAAAUUGGAAACACAACAUGAAAGAUCAAUGACAUAUUGUUGUUAUUCCAAUUAUUGUAAUGGAACACUAUCUAAACAGCUAAUAAAUUAUAUUCUUAUGAAUAUAAUUGCUCUUUUAAUACUUAUUAUAUUCAUUAUAAAAGAAUAA
This is a messenger RNA of Rotaria sordida, 297 nucleotides long. Lineage: Eukaryota; Metazoa; Rotifera; Eurotatoria; Philodinida; Philodinidae. The record is from the annotation of a GenBank genome assembly.